AUGGCAAACCCUCCAUUCAACGUCGGAUCCUUGGUCCUAGUGUCUCUCUUACUGCUUGCGUUCCUACCGUCGCCCGUUGCGGCGUUUGGGGCAGGCAAUAUACCCAGCAUAGCUCAGAUUGAAGGGCUCAACUUCAGACAUGGAGCUGACAUCGUUACGGACAUUGAGGAUAUGCUCAAAACCAUCGCUUUCAUCAAGGGCCACAAGUGGACUUCGAUGAUGGUAAAAAGAGUCUAUUUUGGCAACUGGUUGAGAGACUACAGUCAGGCUGUUGAUGUUGGUAGCCUGAAAGGCGUCUCAGCCCCAACCAUUCGCAUUCUGGUCUGGGUGCUAAGCUUCUUGUCUUUUGGUUAUGCGACUGAGGAAUUUGAGGUAACUGACGAACGCCUUGGGGCCUAUAGACCCGAGGAACACAUCGACAACCCAAAGGAUUAUGCAGACAAUAAGGAUGCAAGGCAGUAUGAUCCUCGCCUUCGAGGCCUGAUUCAGCCCAUCGAGCUUGAGAUUGAUCCUCAAACAGGCAUGAAGAAUUACAUUGCUAGAGAAGGCGGCUGGGCUACGAGUGCAGGUUAUGUCAAAUUUAGUUUUACUCGAAGCAUUCAUUUUGGUACAGUCUACACAAAUGGUUCUGGUAGUUCAAGGGGCAAGGAAGUCGAUUUAUGCGAGGCUUUACGUUGCCUUGGCCAAGGCUUGCACACCAUGGAAGAUUUUGGGGCUCAUACAAACUAUUGUGAACUUGCACUUCGUGAGCUUGGAUACCGGGAUGUCUUCCCUCAUUGUGGCGUUGCUACUGAGAUCAAUGUCCGGGGCCGCCACAUCUACCCGCUUGUCACAGGCACAUUUGGCGCUGUCGAUUUCUUGCAUUCGGUUUUGGGAGAGGCUACGGACCACUUCCAACAAUCAGAGGUCGAGGAAAUGGAUAUUGCUCUUAAAAACGCCGAACAGGCUCAAUCCGGCGGUCAACGUGGUCUAUUUGGGGGUGGUCAGGACUUUGUCAACCUCAUUUCCCAAGUGCCUGGAAUGGGGGGCGGGCUGGCAGAUCAAGCUAGAGACCUCCAAAGCCGAUCCGCUGCACAGGAGUAUGAGAAUUCCACAUCACGGGCUAGUGUCAAUACUCAAUUCAUGGGUCCUCCCGGUAGCACUGGUGGUCCCGCUGGCCCUGGAGUUCCAGGUAUGAGUUCUCACUUCGACCCGGUGAAGACUGCUAAGCAGAUCUAUCCAAUCCUGGAGUUUAGAGAUCGCGUUGUUAAAGCGAUCAAUGCAACCAUUGCCAAAAUCCCGGGACUGGAGUCGCUGAUUGAGAAGAUUAGUGAGACGCUCACACUGUUCAUCUUAUCAUUGCUGGCCCCCUUCGUUCGGCCUAUCAUUGAUGCAGUGUCUAAGAGCCUGAAGGAAGGCUCUUCGACCGUCGUGGAAGCUAGUGCCAAACAGCAGUUCGAGCCUUGGGAGGAUCCUCACUGCACCAAUCCAACUCAUUCUAUGCUCUCAAAGGAUCACUUCUCGAACAAGCUGAAUGGGCUUGCUGGAAGGGUUGCAACAACCAUUUUGCAAUAUGCCGCACCGCGUGUCCUCUAUGCAUGGGAACACCCUGGCGUGCCAGUCGACGAGGUCAUGAAUGAUAUUCUUCGCGCCUUCCAUCACCCAGCUUUACGAGAUGAGAGCCUUGAACUCCAUAGGAACAUGUUCAACACAGUCCGGAAAUGGGUUGAGGAGCAACCUGACGCUCACAAUCUGAACAGUAUCCUCAGCUCUUCUUCUGUUCGAGCAGGACACAAUCACAAGACAUCUGGCGAAAGAGAUAUUGGUCACUCUCACGGAGCGCUUGGUGGUCAUGGCAAGACUUCCGGAUCAAUCUGGACCGAGAUUCAAAGCCGUGAUCUCGGAGCACUGGAAGGCACCGAUGGAAAUCCCUCUUCUUCUUACAUGACAUCUUCUCCGCAGCCCGGUUCUCCACAUAAGCCACCGCACUCCCCCAAUUUCGGAUACCAGAAUGUUCCUCAGCGCCCAGGAAGCUCUAAUGACAUGCCUCAUGGUGGAUAUCUGAGUCCCGAACCAGCACACGGCCAGUACCAAAGCGGUCCUCCUCCCUCGGAUUAUCGGCAGGGUUACGGUGGCCCUCAGGGAGGUUACCAGCACGCUCCUUAUCCCGUGGAACAGCCACCCCAUGGUGCGCCACCACCACAACCUCCCUAUGGCCAACCACCGUAUGGACAAGGCUGGUCCCAAGGUCCUCCUCCUGGUGGCUUUCCAGGUGGUCCGCCACCCCCUCAACCGCCUUAUGGUCAGCCACCUUAUGGACCAGGCUAUCAAUACCCGCCUGGGCAGCCUGGAGGAGGGUAUGGUUACUAG
Hyaloscypha bicolor E is the source of this 2349-nucleotide messenger RNA. Its product is annotated as Het-C-domain-containing protein. Lineage: Eukaryota; Fungi; Ascomycota; Leotiomycetes; Helotiales; Hyaloscyphaceae. Bases 1 to 2349 code for a protein of 782 amino acids. The record is from RefSeq and is a predicted model, not a curated record. The transcript is spliced from 11 exons.